Molecule: messenger RNA, 939 nt
Organism: Fomitiporia mediterranea MF3/22
Lineage: Eukaryota; Fungi; Basidiomycota; Agaricomycetes; Hymenochaetales; Hymenochaetaceae
Product: NAD-binding protein
Exons: 6
Coding region: 1-939 (312 amino acids)
Cellular component (GO): intracellular anatomical structure
Molecular function (GO): oxidoreductase activity, acting on NAD(P)H, oxygen as acceptor
Source: RefSeq, a predicted model, not a curated record
AUGGACGGUCGUGGACCCUCGCCUUUACGCGCACCUGUGACGCCUUAUAAGCAAGAAGCGUUGAGUCCGAUUGAUAAGGAGUUGCAUCCUGUUUUUCAUGCGGGGAGGGUUGCGGUGAUUACGGGUGCUGCGAGUGGGAUUGGAAGGGCUGCUGCUGUUGAGCUUGCUAAGCAAGGUCUACGCGUCGCACUUGCAGAUGUGAACGAAGCACAGCUCAAAGAAGUUGGUGAGGAGGUAGCUAAAGUCGCAGGCGAAUCGAACCACGUACUCGUCGUGCCGACCGAUGUAUCCCGAUACGAGGAAGUUGUCCGGUUGAAGGACAAAGUCCUCGAUGCUUGGGGAGAGGUUGCUGUGCUGCUGAACAAUGCUGGCAUUGGGCCCCGAGGUACGUCCUGGAGCGGACUUGAUAAUUGGAAGAAGAUCUUCGACGUCAAUCUCUUUGGGAUUGUGAACGUGCAGCAGGUGUUUGUGCCGGUGAUGAUGCAUCAGGAAAAUCCCGCGGUUAUCGUCAACACGGGGUCGAAGCAGGGUAUAACGAACCCUCCGGGUAACUCAGCGUACAACGCAUCGAAAGCUGCAGUCAAAGCUUUGACUGAGCAACUCGCGUACGAGCUCCGCGAGACAGCAGACGUUAAACUCACUGCGCAUUUGUUCGUACCCGGGUGGACGUUCACGGGUAUGACUUCCGGAGGAACAAAGGAGAAGCCUAGUGGUGCGUGGACUGCACAAGAGACGGUGUUGUAUAUGUUGGAUAAAGUGCGGGCUGGGGAGUUUUAUAUCAUUUGUCCGGAUAACGAGACGAGGCCUGCGGUGGAUUCGUUGAGGGUGCUUUGGAGUGCGGGCGACGUUGUGGAGGGACGGCCUGCGUUGAGUAGGUGGCACCCGCAGUAUAAGCCGAUGUUUGAGGAGUAUAUGCGCGAGAAUUUGGCGAAUUUGUAG